AUGGCAUCCAUUGAAGAGCUUUUAAACAGAAAAGUCCCAUUUGCAACAUAUCCUAAAGAAGAACCAAGGGAAUUACCACCACCAAUACCUACUCCUAAGCAAGAUACUUCCGUCACAUUUGAUGAUCAAUCAAAUACUAAUACAAAAUCAGCCCCGUAUACAUUGUCUGAUGAUUUAUCAAUAUUUAACGUAAUUGUGAAAUAUUAUGGAGACGGGUUCCAUGGAAAAAUCCCAUGGUCAUUCUGGCAGACUUACAAACGCGUCUCUGGCUCAACAAGAAGUAAUUCAAGUCUAUAUCACCACUGGAAUGGCUCAAUGAAGAAAAAAUAUGAGUCCUUCAUAACUACAGGCAGACUUUCAGAGUGCAUUGCAUGGUUAGAAACAGCAAUUCAGGCUGAAAGAGCACCAAUGCCACCAAUAGGCGAUAUGCUACCUCAUACUGGAAUGCCUCUUAUGCAUAUGAGAUCCCAGCCAGCCGUUCCAUUAGUUCCUUUAGUACCAACAGUGGUUCAAAUUGAACAUCCAUCACCUUUAAUUAGGAAUGCAUCCUUUGCCGCACCGUUUCAAUUUUAUCAAAUGUAA
This is a messenger RNA of Trichomonas vaginalis G3, 582 nucleotides long. RefSeq lists its product as uncharacterized. NCBI's taxonomy places the organism in Eukaryota, Parabasalia, Trichomonadida, Trichomonadidae. The transcript has a single exon. Bases 1 to 582 code for a protein of 193 amino acids. The record is from RefSeq and is a predicted model, not a curated record.